CCCGCCACCACCCCGCCCGGCAUCUGGGUUUAAAGGGAAGGGCUGCGUUCGCCUCGGCAGAUGAUGAAGCGCUACGGGAAGGAUGGAUGUCUGGGUGACCUCGAUACUCCGUGCUUGUAAAACGGCCCGUGGUCCAGGGCUGCCGCCAGAGCCAGCUGUGAUAUCGGCUUGGUUGGGAUAUCCGAGGAGUUUAAUCCACUCGCGGUGUUUCUUGCAGCCACUUCAGAAACGGCGGAGAACUGUGGAGGAUUUCAACCAGUUCUGCACCUUCGUUCUGGCCUAUGCAGGCUACAUCCCAUACCCUGAAGAGUAUGUGCCCUGGACCCACGGAGGCAGCAUGAGCCCCCAGAACAGCACGGGGAGCACUCAGGACAGCGAUAGCUCGACCUCAUCUCACUCCUCUGAUGGCCACAUCCCAAUGGACAGUAGGAAGAGCAGGAAUGCUGUGGCCAGGGGGGCUGUGGGCAGUGGCCUGCUAAUGAACAGCCCUGCCUUUUCCACCACCUUCUACAACGUCCGGCCCCAGCAAAUCAAACGGAAGAAACCACCAGCAAAGAAACGCGUUUUGGAGCAGGAGGUGAAGAAGAGGGUGCCGCUGAGUGCUUGGAAGGACUUUGGGGCAGAGCAGGAUGGGGUGAAGCAGCUGGCUGCACUGGCAGGACAGCUGUCUCCUGUGAAAGAGGAACUAUUGGAGCCUUCCCUCAACCCGCCUGGGGACCCCCAGCCCAGCUCCCUCCUGGAGGAACCGACGACGGAGGAGAAGAACUUGAUGUAUGGAGCACAGGGAACUGAGAAGCCAACAGAUGAUCCUCAGCUUAAGGAGCACGACGCCUUCUCUGGAGAGAGGAAAAGCCCUAGUCCCUGUCAUACCUUGGACCAAAGCACAGGGGAAGAUACAAGCAGAGAGACCUCCCAGCUCAGUGCAGUCGAAUUCACAGAAGUUCCCAACACCAAAGCAGAAGACGACGAUGCCUGGGAUCUGAUCACCUGCUUCUGCAUGAAGCCCUUUGCAGGGAGGCCCAUGAUCGAAUGUAAUGAAUGUGCUACCUGGAUCCACCUCUCUUGUGCCAAGAUCCGCAAAUCCAACGUGCCUGACAUUUUCAUCUGCCAGCGGUGCCGGGAUGCCAAGCAGGAGAUUCGCCGCUCCAACCGAGCUCGGACAGUGCCCCGCAAACGCCUCGUUGACUGAUGCUCCUGCAGAGCAGGAAGGCUGGGGGUCCCUUUUUAACCUGAAGACUUAGACAAUCAAUGCACUGGCAGGGGAGGGGCUGGGACACAGGGCCGGACUGUCCCCCUCACGCCUCUGCCCCUGCAAGCUGCCCUGCGUGUCCUCCCUGAGGAUCAUAUUGGCCAUAGAGCUCGGUUAUCCCAGAAGUGUGCGGGGGAUAGGAGGAUGGUCCAGAUGCUCAUCCCUGUGGGUGGUGUGUUAGUGUUUGUGAUCUCCUGGGGCCCCACAUGCACUAACUGUUGGAUCCCACCUCCUCCUCGCAGCCCCUCCAAAGAGCCCUGCCCAUGUGCCUUCUGCACUUUCCCUGGGGGAUGCAGGCCCCGCUCCUGUCCUGGUGACACUCAGCUCAACCCCCACCUGCCAGUCCCCAUGACUAUAAUUCUUAACUGGGUACUUUCCUACUUGCACAUCUGGUUACUGUGGGACCACAGCAGGGGGCAAGGUGUGGGACAGCCCCCUGUCACACAGCAGCCCCCAGGCUCGUCCCUGUGCCUCUCUCCUCCUGUGGAAAGCCUGGGCCCCAAAAGUGCUUUAUGUUUUUAUAGUUACUUUGUAUUAUAGUUAAUUUGUAUAAUAGUUACUUUGUAUUAUAGUUAAUUUGUAUUAUAGAAAAUUCUGGUCCUUGCCCUGUGGAGUGUGACUGGAGUCUUAUGUAUAUAAUAAAUACUUUUGCCAUAACA
Messenger RNA from Cyanistes caeruleus (blue tit), 1908 nucleotides. RefSeq names its product PHD finger protein 13-like. Gene Ontology annotation, molecular function: chromatin binding. Lineage: Eukaryota; Metazoa; Chordata; Aves; Passeriformes; Paridae. Gene Ontology annotation, biological process: mitotic chromosome condensation. Gene Ontology annotation, cellular component: nucleus. The record is from RefSeq and is a predicted model, not a curated record.